Molecule: messenger RNA, 1032 nt
Organism: Histoplasma mississippiense
Lineage: Eukaryota; Fungi; Ascomycota; Eurotiomycetes; Onygenales; Ajellomycetaceae
Exons: 3
Coding region: 1-1032 (343 amino acids)
Source: RefSeq, a predicted model, not a curated record
AUGACGACUGGGACUACGAUGAGGAUACGACGACUGAUAGCCUCUGGAAGUAGUGGUGCGCGGGGUCCUGUAGACCAGCCACGAAGACAUCGCCGUAUGAGCUAUGGCGCUCGCGGUGGCCGUCGGAAAAGCACUGCAUUACCCAAUGAUGAAAGGCGCGAUCCUACGGUUAUCCCCAGUUCUUCAUUCCUUGGAUUUUUAGAACGUUUCCCCUGGAGAAUUGGUGCCAGAGGCAUAAGAUAUAGGCCCUCUGCAGCUGACUUGCAAGAAAAUCCGGGAGGAACGCGACGGGAUACUAUGGAGAGCGAACCUCUGAUUGAGGGGAGUGAUGAGAGCGACAUGGACGGUUCUAAGGAUGACGAGGGGUUGCCUGCGACGAAAACUAGAUUAAGGAGCGGUACUCAAUCAUCACGAGAAACCAGCAAUUCCUUAAGCUCGCGCGGCGAUCUCCUACCCAGCGAUGAAGAAGAAGAUGCUGUUCCCCUUGACGACGAAUUUGCCAUGACAUUAGGCCGCCGGGACACCUGGGGAUCAGGAUUGCAAGACGCCCCGCCUGCAAGUAGAUCUGCCUCUGGAAUAUCAAUGAAAACCACAGAAUCCUCCAAAGACUCGAGAACUUCGGGCAAAGGAAAAGGAAAGCGGAGGAAGAAUCGAAGGAGAACUGUCUCUUCCAAGUCCCCUAAAUCACCAGUAUCAGACGGAGAAAUGAGAGAAACAACGCAAAUUCCUUCUCUGCUAGACUUGAAGAGAGAGGAAGAGCAGGCUCGAUACAAAGAAGAGAUGGAAAUUGAUCGGAAGCGACAGGCUGCGCAGAAGCUCGCUCGAGAUCGCGGCUUAAGCGUGGUUGAAGAUAAUGGAAAGCCUGUAAACGAAAAUGACGACAUCUCACAAGACCCGCAACGCGAACAACAACUACUUGACGACGCAACUCACAAACUCCCUUCGUCUCAUGGGCAAGGUUUACACUCGACAGACAUAGACAAACCACCUAAUCCUGUAGAUAAUCGAGAUCCACCAGAUCAAGAGCCAUAA